UGCAGGACGGAAGCCGGCCGCCCCGUGCAGCAGCCCCGAGCCCGCUAAGCCGCCCCGCAGGGUCGGGGCCGGUGGCUGCGAGCCAGGUUGGUAAUUUCAGUGCUGGGCAGCACCCUGUUUGAUCCUCAGGGAUGGCAGCCAUCAACCCAUGGCCCUCCUGGGGUACCCUCAUGGACCAGUCUUGGGGGAUGGCGGCUGCUGACUCUGCUAUUUCCUGGGCUCUGUGCCCUCAGGAUCCAGCAUGGUACAUAGAGGGAAGCCCUGAGGACGAGGGAAGAAGGGCGGCUGGGCUCCUAGCAGCCCAAGUCCAGGUGAGAUGGCACUUGUGCUUUUUCUUUUACACGUUCCCAAAGGAUGAGUGUCCAGGCUUUCCUCAGCCAUCUUCGUUGAUGUGGUUCCUAAUGUACAGCAGCAAGAGCAUAGGUCAAGGAGGCAGUCAGUUAGCAGUUCCUGAAUGGGGUAGGGGAAUCCAGUCAGUUCUCCAUGAUACAGAGCUUUGCUGUUGUUCUGCCUGUUCACAGAGCUGAGGUACAAACUAUGUCAUCACUGGUUUGGGAGAGAUGAACGAUAGCCAUUUUGACUGGCACCCCCUAUCCCUUUACCCCCUGUUCUUAACUCAUGUACUCAGAACCAGAUUCAGGCUGAUGUUGUGUAGUAUACUCUGUGCUUGCUGUGAGAACAAGAACAGAUGUGAGUCUUUAACCUGAGGACCUAACAGGCUACUUUCCAAGGUGGUUCACUCAGGUAAUGACACUUCACAGCUCCCUUGAGGCUACACAUGCUCUGUAGGAUACAAGAAGCCCAAGACAUGGAGGGAAACCCUAAGUCCUCUUGCAGCUCAGUCCACUGAUGUCUUGGGAGAUGAGACAGAGUCUGCAGAGAGGUCAGUAGGGGUACAGGAUUGUGGAGGUGAAGGUUAUCUUGAAUAAGUCAAGAGGUAAAAGGAAGGCAUCAGAUGGGUGCAUCCUGAUAAGCAGGGGUCUGGCCUGCCUGUUGCCCCACAGGUGUGCUUGAGAGCCGGGGUAUACUGUAUGACUGGUGUUUGUAUGCAGACUGAUUUUAGGUAGGAGAGGCUAGGAAGAACCCAGGUGGACUUGCAUGCCUGCUGCAGAGCUAGGACCCUCAGAAUUGUUGGCAGCAGGAGGGGCUAUGAUCCAGACUGUGGCUGGAAAGGUGUGUGGAGUGGAGAGGCCAUGAGAGGCAGGCUGCUGUCAGAGCUGCAAGGGAGUCCAACAGGGGCUUGGGGACU
Molecule: messenger RNA, 1249 nt
Organism: Peromyscus leucopus (white-footed mouse)
Lineage: Eukaryota; Metazoa; Chordata; Mammalia; Rodentia; Cricetidae
Gene: Znf606
Product: zinc finger protein 606
Exons: 4
Coding region: 132-527 (131 amino acids)
Source: RefSeq, a predicted model, not a curated record